Molecule: messenger RNA, 393 nt
Organism: Balaenoptera musculus (blue whale)
Lineage: Eukaryota; Metazoa; Chordata; Mammalia; Artiodactyla; Balaenopteridae
Gene: GPHB5
Product: glycoprotein hormone subunit beta 5
Exons: 2
Coding region: 1-393 (130 amino acids)
Biological process (GO): regulation of thyroid hormone receptor signaling pathway; G protein-coupled receptor signaling pathway
Cellular component (GO): cytoplasm; extracellular region
Molecular function (GO): hormone activity
Source: RefSeq, a predicted model, not a curated record
AUGAGGCUGGCAUACUUCUUCCUUGGCCCCGCGGCCCUCCUCCUCCUGGCUGGCUGUGGCUGUGUCCUCAGCACCUCCGGCGGGAACCUGCGCACGUUUGUGGGCUGUGCGGUGAGAGAGUUUACUUUCCUGGCCAAGAAGCCAGGCUGCAGGGGACUUCGGAUCACCACGGAUGCCUGCUGGGGCCGCUGUGAAACCUGGGAGAAGCCCAUUCUGGAACCCCCCUACAUUGAAGCCCAUCAUCGAGUCUGUACCUACAAUGAGACCAAACAGGUGACGGUCAAGCUGCCCAACUGUGCCCCGGGAGUCGAUCCCUUCUACACCUACCCCGUGGCUGUCCGCUGUGACUGUGGGGCCUGCUCCACUGCCACCACGGAGUGUGAGACCAUCUGA